Molecule: messenger RNA, 4046 nt
Organism: Pelobates fuscus (common spadefoot toad)
Lineage: Eukaryota; Metazoa; Chordata; Amphibia; Anura; Pelobatidae
Gene: KLHL18
Product: kelch like family member 18
Exons: 10
Coding region: 50-1825 (591 amino acids)
Molecular function (GO): protein binding
Source: RefSeq, a predicted model, not a curated record
AUCGCCCCGCGCCCUGUGGCAGUCCCGCACUCCGGGUGAGGAAGCCUCCAUGCCAGGGGCCGCAGCGGGCCAGGCCGGGGCUGCGGAGUGCAGGAUGGGGGACGAGGAGCUGGAGGACCUGGUCCAUGUGACGGUGGGCGACCUGCCGGCCCGGGGGUAUGGCGUCAUGGAGGAGAUCCGGCGGCAGGGCAAGCUGUGUGACGUCACGCUCAAAGUCGGAGAGCAUAAAUUCAGCGCCCACCGGAUUGUUUUAGCAGCUUCCAUCCCUUACUUCCACGCCAUGUUCACCAACGACAUGAUCGAGUGCAAGCAGGAUGAGAUAGUCAUGCAGGGAAUGGACCCCAGCGCCCUGGAAGCUCUCAUAAAUUUUGCCUAUAACGGUCAUCUUGCCAUCGACCAGCAAAAUGUCCAGUCCCUGCUAAUGGGAGCCAGCUUCCUACAGCUCCAAAACAUAAAGGACGAGUGCUGCUCAUUUCUCAGGGAAAGAUUGCACCCAAAGAACUGCCUGGGGGUGCGCCAGUUUGCGGAGACCAUGAUGUGUGCUGUGCUGUAUGACGCUGCCAAUUGCUUUAUCCAUGAGCACUUUGUGGAGGUUUCCAUGUCCGAAGAGUUUCUGACCUUGGGCUUUGAGGAGGUGCUGGAACUGUUUUCCAGGGAUGAGCUGAAUGUCAAGGCAGAAGAGCAGGUAUUCGAAGCGGCUUUGGCGUGGGUGCGAUAUGACCGCGAGCAGAGGGAGGUUUUGGUACCAGAGCUCCUCUGUAAGAUCCGCCUUCCACUGUGCCGGCCUCACUUUCUCACCGACCGCGUCCAACAGGAUGACUUGGUUCGCUGCUGCCACAAGUGCCGGGAUCUAGUGGAUGAAGCAAAGGAUUAUCACCUCAUGCCAGAGCGACGACCUCAUCUUCCGGCAUUCAAAACUCGUCCCCGCUGCUGCACGUCCAUUGCUGGACUGAUUUAUGCAGUGGGAGGGCUAAACUCAGCAGCACAUUUUUACGCAGGUGACUCACUGAAUGUAGUCGAAGUCUAUGACCCAAUUGCCAAUCGAUGGGAGAAGUGUCAACCAAUGACAACGGCUCGCAGUCGGGUGGGGGUGGCUGUUGUUAAUGGACUUCUUUAUGCCAUUGGCGGCUACGAUGGGCAAUCAAGGUUGAGCACCGUGGAAGUGUACAACCCAGAGACGGACACUUGGACCAAAGUCGGCAGCAUGAACAGCAAGAGGAGUGCUAUGGGGACAGUAGUCUUGGAUGGACAGAUUUACGUGUGCGGAGGGUAUGAUGGGAAUUGUUCAUUGAAUUCCGUGGAGACGUAUUCUCCAGAAACAGACAAGUGGACAGAGGUUACGCCGAUGAGCUCCAAUCGCAGUGCAGCGGGAGUGGCCAUAUUUGAAGGCAGGAUCUACGUAUCGGGGGGACAUGAUGGACUGCAGAUCUUUAAUACUAUGGAAUAUUACAACCAUCACACAGCUAUGUGGCACCCUGUAGCCAGCAUGCUCAACAAGCGUUGCCGCCACGGUGCUGCCUCUCUGGGCAGCAAGAUGUUUGUCUGCGGAGGAUACGAUGGCUCAGCUUUUCUCAGCAUUGCCGAAGUUUACAACUCCAUAGCCGACCAGUGGUACCUCAUCACCCCUAUGAACACUAGACGGAGCCGCGUAUCAUUAGUGGCCAACUGUGGCCGCCUCUAUGCCGUGGGAGGCUACGAUGGCCAGUCCAACUUGAACUCAGUAGAAAUGUAUGACCCCGAGACCAACCGCUGGACAUUCAUGGCCCCAAUGGUGUGUCACGAAGGAGGAGUAGGGGUGGGAUGCAUACUUCUUCUAACCAUAUAGCAGCUAGGGACGCCAGAUCUCCCCAUCCUAUGAGGGACAUCCUUGGCGUCCAUCCUUUUUUUUUUUUUUUAUUAAUGUGAAAUUUAAGACAAUAAGGUACAUCUCCAGGUGCUCAAGUCCACUCCACGUUUUGGCUAUCCUGUUCAUCCUUCUCAUUUUUAUAUUAUCCAAGUAACUUUCUGACAAUCUCCUUACAGAGGCAACUAACUCUCUCAAAAGAAUGUAUUUAGUGAUCAGUCUUUCGUGGUCUGAUGACCAGUGCGGUUCAGAACAUCACAAUGCAGUGAUACCCAAUGACCUGACUCUGCAGGACUUAACGUGGGUUUUGAAGAGACCGUGUUUGGAUUACAAAGCUCCUUCGAGUACACUGAUGCAGCUGUUGCACCAAAGUGAUUGUGAGCGCUGUGUAUUUAGCUUUGUAUGAGCGGAUGGUAGAAUUUGUCUCUGCUGUCACAGAGCUUGCAAUUAAUAGGCAUAGCUUGUAUUCUUAUUUAUAGUAGACAGACAAUACCAAGAUACUGUUAUGGUGCCAUAUAUUCUCCUUAAACAAAUCCAGUGUUUUUCUAAAGCCCUGGAUGCUACGUCAUUUAUUUGGCACAUUUAUUUAAUUUAAUUAACUUUCAUCUCAGAAUUAAUGUUUUUCAUUCUGUCCAGUGUCUGAUAUGUUCUUAUAUACAUUUUUCCCCAUCGCUGAUAUUAGGCUUUUCAUUAUAUUUGUAUUCAUGGCAUUAUCCUUGUCUGAUCCUUCUUAAAACAUUUUACUGCGAUCUAUCAAUAUUCAAAUGAAUGCCCAUGUUAGGAUUGUUUGCCCUCCACAAGUCCAUCCAGGGUGACUAGCAACAUAAUGUACCUUUCUUAGUAAUUCUGUAUGGUGAGCCGUGGCCAGCAGUCCUUGGUUAUUAAAGUGUUAGAAUAUAAGAAUGAAUUGGGAAUACACGUGUAUUAGUCCAUCUAUCUUUAUGCAUUGAGGCAUGAGAUUUAGUCCAUUUGUAAGACUAUUUUGUGCAAACUUUAUAUUUCUUUAAAUUCGAAAGAGUAUUUGAUACUCUGCAAAAUAUCUGCAUUGCAUUCUCAGCUACACAUCUAAGCAUUACUGGGCAUUAAAAUAGUGCUGAGCUUCUGUGAUCACCAGAUGAGGUUAAUAGGAGUUGUGGUAGAAAAACUGGUGGACUGCCAUGGCCUUGUUCUGUAAUUUGUAGGAUCUUCUCAAUCAAGCUGUCGUGAGCACAACCUCACAUUGGAGCGUAACCAGACACUUAAUAGUUGCUCCAUCUGGCAGUCCCAGUAUCCAGAACAUUGUUGGAAAUGUAUGUUGCUCUGUUGAGUUCAAACCGUAUGCAAAACUCUGUUAAUUAGUCUUCAAGCAAUGAAGGCAAACAGUGGAGUUUAGUCUCUAAAUACAUAGUGCAAUAUUAGGUUUACAUAAACUAUUUUUGUUUUGUGUGUGUGUGUGUGUGUGUAGGCUCACAUGAUGUGUAGAAUCUGCAGCAAAUAGCCCAGAAAUUUGAAAGUCUAUUGACCGAAGCCGAUAUGUAAAGCUUAGUAAUAAUUUCUUAUGACCAAAGUAUUGGCCUUUUCUGGACUGUGAGAAUGAAUGAAAACCGCCAAAUAUGUACAAUUCUAAUCUACCUUUGGAAAUGUCAACGUUACAUGAGCGAUGAACCUAAAACCCAUUCCAGUCGAUGUACCGUCACGUCUUUUUGUUGUCUCUCGGAGGUCAGCAGAUCUGUGUGCUAUCAUGUUCACUGUUGUAGUAUUUGGUAAACCUUGUAUCAUUGAUCCCACCCCGGUCCCCUCAUGACAUCUUCUUUCGAUGUAAAUUUUUACUUUAUUAUUGUAUGGAUUUUUUAAAAGUAUCCAUUACCCUAUCUUAGUUCUACUGAAUGGUCCCUUUGCUUCCGAACGAUUUAAUUUCUGGUUGCUUUUCAGAGACCUGCUUUCUGGGGUAAACGAUAUAGAUAAUGGUUUCGUACACUCUCCAACACUGACCAUAGAUUCCAAGUCUGAUGGGACUGACGUGUGAUAAUAGGUGAUACUACAGACAGACUUUCCUUAUAUUCUACUAUCAAUGGUUAAGACUUUCUCUGUGAAACAAAUUCUAUUUAAACUUGUUUUGUGUAGUAUUUAAUGGGGGGAAGGGCACAGUAUAUAUUCAUUCUAUUAAACUUUUGGUGUUUUAAUUUGGAUAUCUGAAUAGACGAGUUCCAGACUCCUGCUGUCU